AUGUCUGGAUCAAAGAAAAUGACACUCCGUGUGCAGUCAUCGGAGGGCACGAACCGUGUCGAGGUGUUACACUCUGACGUGACGGCAAAGUUGUUUGAACGAGUCUACGAGACCUUCCACCUGAACACCUUUGGAUUCUCACUUCAUAAGGAUCGCGCGCAUAAAGAAGAGAUCAUAUCGAGCAAAUCUCGUCAACUUAGAGAGUAUGGAUUACAGCAUGGAGAUAUGAUAUACAUGAGUCCAGUAAAUGGAGCUGUACUCUUUGAUCAGCCUUCUACAAGCAUUGAGACCAAUAAAUCAUUUGGCAUGGAAACUGAACCAUCAACAUCAUCAGCAUCUUUAGUACCCUCAAAAGGCCUUAAAAAACAAAAUGUUCCUCAAGAAGAUGAUAUUGAUUUACAACUGUACCAAAUGUCAGGCAAUAUACAACGGCAGAGGGAUGAAAAAUUAUGUCGGCAUAAUUCAAAAGGAUGCUGUGUACACUGUUCUCCUCUUGAACCCUGGGACGAGAACUACCUCAAGGAACAUAAUAUUAAACACAUCUCUUUUCACUCAUAUUUACGUAAGAUGACAUCUGGGAAAUUCAUUUCAUUAGAUGAAUUGUCUUGUAAAAUUAAACCAGGGUGUAAAGAACAUCCGCCAUGGCCGCGUGGAAUCUGUUCUACGUGUCAACCAGGCGCUGUCACGUUAAAUAGACAGCCUUAUCGUCACGUAGACAAUGUGUUAUUGGAACACGCGGCGCCAGUAGACCGAUUUCUAGCAUAUUGGCGAGCCACUGGGCACCAACGUAUUGGAUUUUUGUAUGGACAGUAUGAGAGCCACCCAGAUGUACCAUUGGGUAUCCGCUCCCGCGUGGCCGCGAUAUAUGAGCCUCCUCAGGAAUGCUCCAGGGAUCACAUUGCUUUAGCUCCAGAUGACAAAGAACAGUUGCUCAAUGAGAUUGCUGCCCGUCUUGGACUGAGACGCGUGGGCUGGGUGUUCACUGAUCUUAUGCCUUUGGACUUAGCAGCUGGAACUGUGAAGAAAGUCAGAGGCAUGGACACACACUUCCUGUCUGCCCAAGAAUGUAUAAUGGCGGGUCAUUACCAGAACCAACAUCCAAACGCCUGUCGUCAUGCGUCUUCGGGAUAUUUUGGAUCAAAAUUCGUCACUGUAUGUGUUACAGGUGACAGCGAGAACCAGAUCCACCUGGAAGGUUACCAGGUCUCUGGUCAGUGCGCGGCACUAGUCCGCGAUGAUAUUCUUGUGCCAACACGCGACGCGCCCGAUCUCGGCUACAUCCGAGACUGUACGCCGCAGCAGUAUGUCCCUGACGUCUACUAUAAGGUAGGAAUAUAA
This is a messenger RNA of Pieris macdunnoughi, 1338 nucleotides long. The record is from the annotation of a GenBank genome assembly. NCBI's taxonomy places the organism in Eukaryota, Metazoa, Arthropoda, Insecta, Lepidoptera, Pieridae.